Dermatophagoides farinae (American house dust mite) is the source of this 1928-nucleotide messenger RNA. RefSeq lists its product as uncharacterized. Gene Ontology annotation, biological process: negative regulation of protein localization to cell surface. Gene Ontology annotation, molecular function: transmembrane transporter binding. The record is from RefSeq and is a predicted model, not a curated record. Lineage: Eukaryota; Metazoa; Arthropoda; Arachnida; Sarcoptiformes; Pyroglyphidae. Gene Ontology annotation, cellular component: membrane; trans-Golgi network transport vesicle; Golgi apparatus.
UUUCAUUAUAUCGAUAUCGCAUAUAUUCAAAUCAAUUAUUAUGUUACAAAGUAUUGAAAAAACAUUCGAUUCAGCAUUUUUCAAUGCAAAUCAUAGCCUUGGAUUUAUUCAACAAUUUAUAUCACAAAUCAAUGAUGGAAUUCUUGCUGAAAAUCUUGGUGAACAAUUGGAACAUUUAAUACAGAAUGUUGUCGAACAAUUAUCAGUAUUGGCAUUUUGUUUUGCACAAAUUAUGUGUAAAACAAUUUUAUUCUCAGAAAAUUGUUUUAUUAUCAAAGAACGUCUAUCACGAUUACAAAUGGAAAAUUUCCAUCUAAAAUCCGAUAAAUCAUUUAUGGAUUUUUUUCGUAAAAUUAUUCCAAAUUUACCUAUAGAAAAUCGACGAUCCGAUAGUCGAUCACAAAAUCCAUCCAAUCGAUCAAAACGAACGAAACGAAAAUCUAAAUCAAAACCAAUCACCGAUCACGGUCGAAAAUCAGUAUCAUCAAAAAAAAUCAAUUCUAAUGUAAUCGUAGGAGAUAAUUUUGAAAAUAAUCUAAUCUAUAAUUUGUCCCAAAAUGAUCGACUAAACAUUCGAUUCAAUCAUCGUCAUUAUUAUGAAACCGAUGCAUUUCGUAUGGUUUAUAGAAAUUUCAAAGAAACUGAAUUAAUAUCUAAUUUACGAUCAGAGAAUCUUGAUCGACAACGUGAAAUUAUUAUGCUUGAAACGGAAUUGGCAACACAUCGUCUUAUGGUACGAUAUCUAAAUAAUCAAUUAUCCGGUCGUAUACAACAGAUACAAUUACUAACGCGUGAUCGAAAAGAUUCAAAUUUUGAUCAAGUAUGGUCAGAUCUAGAAUCGGAAAUAUCGUUGAAUAAAUUUAAAACCAUUUCAAAUGCUCUCAAUACUAGUAGCGUUGAACAUGGAAUUCUUAUGAAUCUGUUUCGAAUGCAAAAUAAUACAUCAACGUCAACAGAUGACCAUGAUGCUGAUGAUGAUGAUCAAACUGUUGUUGAACCAAAUGAAACCGAAAAGCAAUCCAUUGAUCAGAUUGAUGAAAUCGUAAAUGAUGACAAUGACGAUGAUAAUGAUCGAAUUAUGGAAAAUGAAAAAUCAAUGAUUGAAUGUAAAAAUUUUCAAAAAUCCUGGUAUAAUAUUGGCCAAUUUCGAUUCAUUAUAAUCGAUUUGAAUGAUGAGGCAUUAGGUAUCAGUAUAACUGGUGGCAAAGAAUAUGGUUUACCCAUUUUUAUAUCGAAAAUUCAUCCCAAUACACCGGCACAACGAUCAUUAUCAUUCAUUACUGGUGAUAUAAUUUUAAGUGUCAAUUUUAUCGAUUUUACUGAUCUUACACAUGAUGAAGCUGUUGAUUUACUUAAAAAUUUGUCUGGCCAUUGUAGAUUUGGUGUUGUUUAUCUGAAAAUUGACGGAAAAAAAGGAUCAAUCAUGAAAAAAUUUUCCAAUGAUCAACAAUAUGACAAUCAACAGAAACAAUCAUUUGUUGAUUAUUAUCGUUCCAUAUUCAAUGCAACUGUUAUGUCACCAUUUCAAUUAAGUUCAUCAUCAUCAUCAUCCGAUGACAAUGAUGAUUAUCCACAAAUAUCAUCCAUAUGCGAUCGACAAACCGAUGAUGAUGAUUGUGAUUCUGAUUAUAAACCAUUGCAAGAUAUUGAAAUUCCACAAAAACAACAACAAUCGGUUGAAAUUGGAAAUCAAACUGGAAAAAAUGCUAUACCAGGAAUGGCAAAAUUAGUUCAAAUUAUUAAUGAUUAAAAUUCAUAUCAAAUCAAAUUUUAUUUCAUUUUCAUUGACAAAAACUUUGAUGAAUCAUUUUUUUUUCUUUGGCACACAUGCACACACACAUACACACACACACAUAGACAUGGACACCAUAUUAUCAUCGACCGACAAAAAAAAAGUAAUAAAAACAUAUAGAAAUUCAAUUUUCAAA